GGGGUGCGGACUCCAAUUCCCAGCAUCCUUUGCCAUUCCGGCCCCGCCCUUUCCGGCGGCGCGCGGGGCCGCGGGGCUGCACCAUGAGCUCAGACAGCAGCCGGCUGCUGGGGGCCCGGCGCCCGGGCUACGGGACGCUGCAGCCGGACACCGACCCGGCCCACAUGGAGGUGACGGGUUACCAGCGCCGGCCGUGGCGGGUGCUGCUGUGCCACGCGGGCUCCGUGCUGAGCGCGGGGCUGCUCCUGCUGCUCUUCCACUGGAAGCCCAGCCUGGAGGUGCAGGCCAAGUGCCAGCCCUGUGCCCUGGGCCAGGCCGACUGGCUCAUCAUCAGGGACCGUUUUGGGCAGUGCUUCACCACCAAGGUGCUGACGGAGCCGCUCGGCGAGGCCAGCCUGGAGCAGCACCCCGGGGCCCAGCCGGAGCGCAGGAGCAGCGUGGCCGUGGCGGUGCCGGACGAGGACGAGAGCCGUGACACCGUGCGGCUGCACGACAAGGACGAGCAGAAGAACCUCCUGAGGUAUUACCUGUUCCAGGGAAUGCGCUACGUGUGGCUGGAGCGGCGGCAGGCCUUCUGCAGGGUCAGCGUCCUGGACGAGGGCUGGAGCUGCGCAGAGCUGCACCUGUGCCAGGCCGGGCUGGACCAGCAGGAGCACGGUGCCAGGAGGAAGAUCUACGGCCCCAACCUCAUCGAGGUGCCUGUCAAGUCCUACGCCAGGCUCCUGGUGGAGGAGGUGCUCAACCCCUUCUACCUGUUCCAAGUGCUCAGCAUGGUGCUGUGGGUGUGUGAUGCCUAUUACUACUACGCCGCCUGCAUCUUCCUCAUCUCCACCUUCUCGCUGGGGCUGUCCCUCUACGAGACGCGCAAGCAAAGCACCACGCUGCGGAACAUGGCCAGGAUGUCCGUGGGGGUCCGGGUGCGGCGGCCUGGAGGAGAGGAGCUGGUGGUCAGCUCGGCAGAGCUGGUGCCCGGGGACUGCAUCCGGCUGCCGGCGGCCGGGGCGGUGCUGCCGUGCGACGCGGCGCUGCUGAGCGGGGAGUGCAUGGUCAACGAGAGCCUGCUGACCGGGGAGAGCGUGCCGGUGAUGAAGACGCCGCUGCCGGCGGGCGGAGCCGCGUACUGCCCCGAGGAGCACCGGCGGCACACGCUGUUCUGCGGCACACAGGUCAUCCAGGCCAAGGCCUACGUGGGCGGGGAGGUGCUGGCCGUGGUCACCCGCACAGGGUUCUGCACAGCCAAGGGGGACCUCAUCAGCUCCAUCCUCUACCCCAAACCCGUGAGCUUCAAGUUCUACAAGGAUGCUGUGAAGUUUGUGCUGUUCCUCGCCAUCCUGGCUCUCAUCGGCACCUUGUACAGCAUCCUCAUCCUCAUUAGGAACAAGGUCCCGGUGGGACAAAUCAUCAUCCGCGCCCUGGACCUGGUCACCGUCAUCGUGCCGCCGGCGCUGCCGGCCGCCAUGACCGUGGGCACCAUCUACGCCCAGAACCGGCUGAAAAAGCAGGGAAUCUUCUGCAUCAGCCCCCCGCGGAUCAACCUGUGCGGGAAGAUCCGCCUGGUGUGCUUCGACAAGACGGGGACACUGACCCAGGAGGGGCUGGACGUGUGGGGCGUGGUGCCCCUGGAGCAGCAGCGCUUCCUGCCCAUCGUGCACGAGCCCCGCUGCCUGCCCGCCGGCGCCCUGCUCUACGCCCUGGCCACCUGCCACGCCGUGUCACCGCUGCGGGGACAGCUCGUCGGGGACCCCGUGGACAUCAAAAUGCUGGAAUCCACCGGCUGGCGCCUGGAGAUGAUGGAGGAGGAGGAGGAAGGGGAGCUCCCGGCGUUCCAGCAGUUUGAGAUGAAGGUCUUGGCUGUGGUGAAACCUCCACCAGAGGAGGAGCAACCUCGGGACAGGAGGCACCAGGCCCCGCUGGGGAUCCUGCGGCGUUUCCCGUUCUCCUCCUCCCUGCAGAGGAUGAGCGUCCUGGUCAAGCUGCCCGGGGAGGCCUCGGCCCACGCCUACGUCAAGGGCGCCCCGGAGAUGGUGGCCAGUCUGUGCAGGAAGGAAACUGUGCCCCCGGAUUUCUCCCAGAUGCUCCGGCACUACACCACCGACGGGUUCCGGGUCCUGGCUCUGGCCUGCAAAGCCCUGGGCACGGUGGCCACCUUUGAGGAGGCCCUGCAGCUCCCCAGGGACUCCGUGGAGAGCGGCCUGAACUUCCUGGGGUUCCUGGUCAUGAAGAACGUCCUGAAGCCGGAGUCUGCGCCGGUGAUCCAGCUGCUGAGGAGCGCCAACAUCCGCCCCGUCAUGGUGACAGGGGACAACAUGCUGACAGCCAUGAACGUGGCGCGGGGCUGCCGCAUGGUGGAGCCCAGGGAGGGCGUGAUCUUCGUCACAGCCUCGCCGCCCGGCCACGACAAACCCGCCGCCCUCAAGUUCGUCCUGGCCGAGCAUUCCCAAGGAGAGGAGCAGCCCGAGGGCCUGCAGCAGCGGGACAGCUCCUCCCUCCCACCCCGGCACUGCCACUUCGCCCUCAACGGGAAAUCCUUCCAGGUGGUCUGCGAGCACUUCUCCGAGCUGCUGCCCAGGAUCCUGCUCCGGGCCACCGUGUUUGCCCGCAUGCUGCCCGAGCAGAAGACGCAGCUGGUGUGCAGCCUGCAGGAGCUCAAUUACUGCGUGGGGAUGUGCGGGGACGGUGCCAACGACUGCGGGGCGCUGCGGGCGGCCGACGUGGGCAUCUCCCUGUCCGAGGCCGAGGCGUCCGUGGCCUCGCCCUUCACCUCCCGCGUGGCCACCAUCGAGUGCGUGCCCAGGGUCAUCCGGGAGGGCCGGUGCUCCUUGGUCACCUCCUUCGGGGUCUUCAAGUACAUGGCCCUGUACAGCCUGGUGCAGUUCGUGUCCGUGCUCCUGCUCUACACCAUCAACACCAACCUGAGUGAUUUCCAGUUCCUGUUCUUCGACCUGGUGAUCACCACCACGGUGGCGGUGCUGAUGGGGCGCACGGGGCCGGCGCCGGCGCUGGGCGUGCGGCGGCCGCAGGGAGCCCUGAUCAGUGUGCUGGUGCUGGGCAGCCUCCUGCUGCAGACAGCCCUGCUCAUCACCGUGCAGGUCCUCAGCUACUUCAUCACCGUCUCACAGAGCUGGUACGUCCCCCUGAACAGCACGGUGACAGCGCCCCAGAACCUGCCCAACUACGAGAACACCGUCCUGUUCUGUGUCACCGGCUUCCAGUACCUCAUCCUGGCCGUGGCCAUGUCCAAGGGCUACCCCUUCCGGGAGCCACUCUACACCAACGUGCUCUUCCUCCUCGUCCUCAUCCUGCUCUUCGGCCUGAUGGUCUGGCUGACCCUGUACCCGCUGGGCUUCCCCAAAUCCCUGCUGAAGCUCCAGCCCAUCGAGGAUUUCAAUUUCAAGCUGCUCCUCUUGGGCAUCGCCGCCCUCAACUUCUUCGCUGCCUUCGUGCUGGAGACCGCCCUGGAUCACGGCUUGCUCGGCUGCUUCCGAAGGCUGCGCCGGAAAAAAGCCUCCAAGAAGCUUUUCAAGAGGCUGGAGAAGGAGCUGAGCCAGCAGCAGCCAGCCUGGCCACCCCUGGACCAGCCCCUGUUUGCCACACCCAGGAUGUCCCUGGCCGUGAGAUAGCAGUGCCAGCUGUGCCUCUGCCCCAGCCCUCGGACACUUCCUUAAUUUAUUGAUCCCAGAAAAAGCAGGAAUGCAGCAGGCGGGAUCCCUCAGCAUCGCAGAUGGGAAUCCCACAGUGAUCCCGUGGCCACGGUGAUCCCAUGGGCACGGUGAUCCCAUGGGCACAGUGAUCCCGUGGGCACAGUGAUCCCAUGGGAACGGUGAUCCCAUGGACACAGUGAUCCCAUGGGAACAGUGAUCCCAUGGGCACGGUGAUCCCAUGGACACGGUGAUCCCAUGAGCACGGUGAUCCCAUGGGCACAGUGAUCCCAUGGGCACGGUGAUCCCAUGGGCACGGUGAUCCCAUGGGCACGGUGAUCCCAUGAGCACGGUGAUCCCAUGGACACAGUGAUCCCAUGGGCACAGUGAUCCCAUGAGCACAGUGAUCCCAUGAGCACAGUGAUCCCAUGGGAACAGUGAUCCCAUGGGCACGGUGAUCCCAUGGGCACAGUGGUCCCAUGGGAACGGUGAUCCCAUGGGCACACUGAGCCCACAGCCACACCUGAGCCCAUGGCCACAGUGAUCCUGUGGCCACACUGAGCCCACAGCCAUGCUGAUCCUGUGGCCACACUGAAUCCCUGGCCACACUGAUCCCAUGGCCAAGCUGAUCCUAUGGCCACACUGAUCCCACAGCCCCACUGAUCCCACAGCCCCACUACAGCCCCACUGAUCCCGUGGCCACACUGAUCCUACAGCCACUCCAAUGCCACGGCCACACUGAUCCCACGGCCACACUGAUCCCAUGGCCACACUGAUCUCUGAUCCCUCAGCCCCAUUGAUGCCAUGGCCACACUGAUCCCCUGGUCAUGCUGAUCCCAUUGCCACACUGAUCCCAUGGCCCCAUUGAUCCUGUGGCCACGCUGAUCCCACGACCACGUGAUUCUGUGGCCAGACUGAUCCCGUGGCCACCCUUAUCCCAUGGCCACCCUGAUCCCAUGGCCACCCUGAUCCCAUGGGCACCCUUAUCCCAUGGCCACACUGAUCCCGUGGCCACACUGAUCUCUGAUCCCUCAGCCCCAUUGAUCCCAUGGCCACACUGAUCCUGUGCCCACACUGAUCCCAUGGCCACAGCCCAGAGGAGCAGGAGGUGGAGGAGGAGGAUCCAGUGUGGCUCUUCCUGCAGGACUCCCCCCUCUCCCACACUGGCCACCGGGGCCAGUUGGGCCUCUCAUGUCCUGCCCAGGCCACCAGGAAAGGGGUCCCUGAUGCCCCAGCUAGGAAAGGGGUCCCUGAUGUCCCCAGGCUGCCAGGAAGGGGGUCUUGCAUGUCCCCAGGCCACCAGGAAAGGUGUCCCUGAUGUCCCCAGGCCACCAGGAAAGGGGUCCCCGAUGUCCCAGCCAGAAAGGGGGUCCUGCAUGUCCCCAGGAUGCCAGGAAAGGGGUCCCUGAUGUCCCCAAGCUACCAGAAAGGGGGCCCCUGAUGUCCCAGCCAGGAAAGGGGUCCCUGAUGUCCCCAAGCUAUCAGGAAGGGAGUCCCUGAUGUCCCCAGGCCACCAGGAAAGGCGUCCCCGAUGUCCCAGCCAGGAAAGGGGUCCCUGAUGUCCCCAAGCCCCAAGCUAUCAGGAAGGGAGUCUCUGAUGUCCCCAGGCCACCAGGAAAGGGGUCCCCGAUGUCCCCAGGCCACCAGGAAAGGGGUCCCCGAUGUCCCAGCCAGGAAAGGGGUCCCCGAUGUCCCCAGGCUGCCAGGAAAGGGGUCCCCAUUGUCCCAGCCAGGAAGGGGGUCCCCGAUGUCCCAGCCAGGAAGGGGGUCCUGCAUGUCCCCAGGCCACCAGGAAAGGCGUCCCCGAUGUCCCCAGGCCGCCAGGAAAGGGGUCCCCGAUGUCCCCAGCACCCCCAGCUGUGUCACUGUGAAGCCCCAGUCCCCUCUAGAUGUGUAGGGAGUUUACAGUCCCCGUUCCCAGCUUGCCGAGGCUGCUGCUCCAUCCCCAGCGCCUGGGGAUCCGCUCGGGAUGCUCGGGCAGAGCCCCUCUGCCUGGGGAUGGGACCUCUGUAGCAUUACAGACCCCACAAAUUCUCUAUUUUUUAACUCUUUCCCCGCCGGGAAGGCGACGGCGCCGCUCGCGGGCUCCGGACGGGGCUGUCACGGGUCUUGUCCAAUAAAUUAACACUUAUUUUCA
Messenger RNA from Zonotrichia leucophrys gambelii, 5775 nucleotides. RefSeq names its product ATPase cation transporting 13A2 (gene ATP13A2). Gene Ontology annotation, biological process: regulation of mitochondrion organization; regulation of autophagosome size; intracellular calcium ion homeostasis. Gene Ontology annotation, cellular component: membrane. The transcript is spliced from 29 exons. The record is from RefSeq and is a predicted model, not a curated record. Lineage: Eukaryota; Metazoa; Chordata; Aves; Passeriformes; Passerellidae. Bases 84 to 3620 code for a protein of 1178 amino acids. Gene Ontology annotation, molecular function: ATPase-coupled monoatomic cation transmembrane transporter activity; ATP binding; ATP hydrolysis activity.